ACACCACUCCCCGCAGCCCGGGCUCGCCGGGGGCCCGUCGGGGCGCAGGGUUUGGGGGGCGGGAGGGUCGGCGGGGCUGGGCAAGGGCCGAGGGAGCGGGCAGAAAGGAGGGAUCGCGGGAGGGACGAGAGAAGAGAUGCGGGCGGAGGGGUGAGUGCGAAGGGCGGACGGAGAGAAGCCGGCGGGCUGUCGAGCUGUGUCCCAGCCGGGGCCCGGGAGCGCGGGGAGAGCCCGUCGGGCCGCGGUGCACCUGCAGCACAGCCUGGUCUCAGGGUGCGCAGGGGGACGCAGCCUCGGGGACCUCGGCACCUCUGCAGCAAAAGGGUCGUGGUUUGGUGUAAGCACGGCCCCGGCGCUAGAGAGGAGGUGUUCGCGCCCGAGGGCACCUGGCCCGGCCCGUGGGGAGCGGUGCCGGAGGGGAGACCCCCGCGAGGGAGGACGAAGGCAGCAGCCCACGGUGUCCGCCCCCGCCUCGCCUGAAAGUCGCCGCCGCCGCCGAGCAAGCAGGAAAGGGAGUGCUGGAGGAGCGCCGCGGCGGCCGCAGCGCGCCCGCCCGCCCCAGCUGCCGCCCGCAGAAGAUGCACUUCAGCACCGUCACCAGGGACAUGGAAGCUAUCUCCAGCCCCUGGCUCACCCAGCUGUCCCAUUUUUGCGAUGUUGCAGCUUUCACGGCCAACAGCCUGAGCAGCCUGAACGCCUCCGGGGGGUACCACCUCUCCCCCUCCCCGGGGGACCCGUACGGACAGCAUGAGCCGCCGCACUACGAGCCCUGCACGGCUCAGCAGCACCCGCACCCGCCGCCCCAGCCCCAGCACGGCUACCCCUUCGGCGGGGCGGCGGCCGGGGCCAACCCGCCGCCUCCAGGCCCCGAGCCGCCCGAGGGCUCCGGGGGAGCAGCCGCCGGGCCGGCCGUCGUCUCGGGCUGCUCCGCGGGGGCGGCCGCCGCGGCCAAGGCGCCGGUGAAGAAGAACCCGAAGGUGGCCAACGUGAGCGUCCAGCUGGAGAUGAAGGCGCUGUGGGACGAGUUCAACCAGCUGGGCACCGAGAUGAUCGUCACCAAGGCCGGCAGGCGCAUGUUCCCCACCUUCCAGGUGAAGAUAUUUGGGAUGGACCCUAUGGCUGACUACAUGCUCCUCAUGGAUUUCGUCCCCGUGGACGACAAGCGAUACCGGUACGCCUUCCACAGCUCCUCCUGGCUGGUGGCCGGCAAAGCCGAUCCCGCCACCCCCGGGAGGGUGCAUUACCACCCAGACUCCCCGGCGAAAGGGGCGCAGUGGAUGAAGCAGAUCGUUUCCUUCGAUAAGCUCAAACUGACCAACAAUUUGCUGGAUGACAACGGGCAUAUCAUUUUGAACUCCAUGCACAGAUACCAACCGCGUUUUCACGUGGUCUACGUGGACCCCCGGAAAGACAGCGAGAAAUACGCGGAGGAGAACUUCAAAACCUUCGUCUUCGAGGAGACGCGCUUCACGGCCGUGACCGCCUACCAGAACCACCGGAUCACGCAGCUGAAGAUCGCCAGCAACCCUUUUGCCAAGGGAUUCAGAGACUGUGACCCUGAGGACUGGCCCAGGAAUCACAGACCAGGGGCCCUUCCUCUCAUGAGCGCUUUUGCCAGAUCCCGGAAUCCAGUCUCUUCCCCGGCCCACCAGAACGGGACAGAGAAAGAUGCUGCCGAGAGCCGGCGGGAGUACGAGCGGGAGGCGGCCGGCGGGACGCCGCUGCACGCCGAGGCCGCGCACCAGCAGCUCAUGUCCCGCGUGCUCAGCCCCGCGCUGCCGGGCGGCGGCGGCGGCUUGGUGCCGUUGGGCGGCGCGGGCGGCGGCCGGCCCAGCCCGCCCCACCACGAACUGCGCCUGGAGCCCACCGCCUCGGAGCCCCUCCACCACCACCCCUACAAGUAUCCGCCGGCGGCGGCCGCCGCCUACGACCACUACCUGGGGGCGAAGAGCCGGCCCGCCCCGUACCCCCUCCCCAGCAUCCGCGGGCACAGCUACCACCACCACCACCAUCACCACCACAUGAACGCGGCUGCGGCGGCGGCGGCGGCCGCCAACAUGUACUCGUCGGCCGGCGCGCCCGCCAACUACGACUACGGGCCCAGAUAACGGCGCCGCCCGGGCCCCGCGGAGCCGCCGACGGCGCGAGAGACUAGCGGCGGCCGCGCGUGCCGCGACCGUUACCGUCCUCCCCCCCCUUCCCGCCUUUCCCUUUCUUCCCGCCUUACGAAUGAGCUGAUAGGCCAGCUUGACCUGAUCGACAAUCGGAGAGCCCAAUCGCAGGAAGCCGCCCCCCCCCCAUCCCACUCCCCACCCGUCGGCGGGCCGUGAGGGCGGGCGGUGGCGUGUGGUGAGGGUUCGGGGGGUGCUCCCCAUCGCGGUGUGACCCGCAGCUGCACUUUGAUAAAUGAAGCCAUAUGUCGUUAUCUCCCUUCUCCCUACCCCCGCGCCUCCGUUCUUGCGGAUGCCCCACGAAUGCGCCGGGCACUGAGGACAGUCGGGCCGCUGGUAAGCGGUGGGAGGACGGGGAAGCGGCAGCGGUGAGGUGACUUGCCCCCUUCUCACUCGCCCGCCGGGUCUUGUGAUGGAGAUUUGGUAUUACCACCAGUUUUGGCGGUGCUACGGGUGUUUCCCAGCCCAGCGGGAUGUGCAACGUUUGCACCGAGCAGGGAGGGCUGCGGGGCUGGCCGUGAGCACCGCCGGACACUAGCCCGCGGCAGCGGCGGGCUCCGGGGAUGGAGUGUAAUUCUGCACAUGUCGAUAUAAGUCUCUCUCUUACCUCGGGGACACUUGGCCUCGUUCACAGUUGGCCGAGGUGGUUCUUCGAGGAGACUGUCAGAGGAAGCAGAGUUUAGCUUACGGGAACACUUUGAAUCUUCACUGUCAGAACUAACUGUCAGCUUCUCCCCCGUCCUGACUUGCUCGUGAGCUUUGGGGUUCAUUGGGUCAAUUUAACCACAACAGCGUUUUCUGGAGCUGUUGAGAAAAGCCCAUGGCCAAAAGCACAGCCAUGUACAGCUUCUCGUUUUCACAACAAUGGAUGCUAAGUUUUAAAAACCAGCCUCGGAGUGGAGGGAAUACCCGCAGAGUUCAGGCUGUCUAUUCUCAGCAAUAGUUUGUAGAGUGGCUGCUUCCCAGGCAGCCUCACAGUACUGCCUUCCUACAUCCUUUCCCGAGCUCUUGAUGCUCUUACGUUGAGAGGUGCCUUUUAGAGGAACUUAAGUUUUUUCCCCAGAAUGCCUCACCCCUCAUAUUUGGCUGACCCAAACUACAGUAGUCCCAAAGCACCUAUUCUGCACCUACCUGCUUGCUGCAUCUUCUCUCUUAGAGCUGGUAAGUACUUUAUUCUUUUUUCCGUCCUUCAGUAGUCUUUCCUUAUUGUUGAAAAGAUGGGCCUGUUGUCACAGUUUCUCCAGUGAUGUGUAUUGAAUAGCUGGCUUGUGUUUUUUGCCAGAUGCUCACUGAAUAGCAGUCCCUUUGUGUUCAGAGAAGGUAUUGAACAGCUCCUCAGCUGUGUUGGUAUACAGUAUUAUAAACACUUUUCUGAUUCUUCCACUAACUCUAUGAAAAGAAGGGUUGGGUUUUUUUUUUUUUUAAGUCCUCUAUUCAUCCAUGUUUGUGCAUUUUCACUACAAACCUUUUAAAAUAUAAUCCUUCCCUUAUGCAGGUGGCAGUGUUAAUAGCAAUGUUUAUUCCAUCUCUGGCAGUGGGCUUUGGGCUUCCAAAACUUUUUGGAAGGGUUUAAGAAGGGAUACAGGCUAACAUGAAUAUUUUAUGUAAUUUUUUUCUGUUAUAAAAAACAUAUCUGGAUCAAUGAAAAAGACUUGUGCAAGGAAUAUGUAUUUUAUUUGACAUUUGCAGUGAAUUGUGAGAUUCUUAGUGUCUGACUAAAUCAUAAUUAAUGUUCUCAGAAAGGUUGAUGUAAAAUAGCCUUGUGCUUAUUAUUAGUCAGUUGGAAAUGGCUUUCGGAUGUGCUCUGUUGCUUUGCCACUGUUAUUUCAGAGUUUUCGCUAUUGUUUGUUAUCUGUAAACUGAUUAGUGCCAAAGCUUUGGUCAAACGUUUAAUGAAGUUGUUAUAUUUAUUAUUUCUUUCAAAGAUUAUACAAACACUUUUUUUUCUUGAUAGUUGCAGUGUAGGAAAAAGUGAAGACAACCAAAGAAUCAUAUCUGCAAAUGUUGUAGAUACAUGUAGAUAUUUGUAGAUAUAUGUAGAUAAUCUUAUUUCAUUUAAAUUUAAAAGAUAUUGGACAGUGACAUUUAUAAAUGUUUUUCCUCUUCUUUCUUUAAUUUCUUGUUUGAUUACUUGCAUAUAUUUGUCAAUUUGUCUGCUCUGAAGUCUAAACCUCCCCUAAAAACUGAGGUCACUUAAAUAAGGAGGGAUAUUAAACGGGAGUUGUUUAGUCUGAGCAAAUAGUGCAUGUCCGUAGGUGUUUGCUCCCUCCCUUAUUGCUCCCUGGUUGCCAGAGCUGCCUAUGGUUGUCAUGAUCUGUCAUUAUGCAACAGCUUGCAGGGUUGGGGUCCCAGGCUGAGAUGGAUACGGUAUACUUCGGUUUGUAUUUGUAAGCACUUGUUUUCUGCAAAUGCACAUACAGUGCUGCAAGAAGUGCCACUGGCUCUCAGUGCAGACUGGCCACACACCUUUUCAAAUGUACUUUACUGCACAAGAGCUGAGAGGACUGUAUGACCCAAGACAACAGAACUAAACUGUGCUCUUACAGACAGUGGCUCAAAGUCCUUGCCUUGAUUGUAGGAAUUUUAAUUUAUCUUCAUUAGAAGAAGACAGAAUCACAGAACUUCAACCUAUGGCUGUGGUCAGUGGGCCCUCAGGAUUACUAGUCUGGCCUCUAUGCUAGAAGAACCACUACAGAAGUCCUGUGUCUGAAUGGGAAGGAGAGACCAUGCAGCUGUAUCAAGACUGCAGUUUUAACUAUGAGAACGGUAUUUCUAAGCUUGCCUUUAGGCCAUCAACAGGCAAGGUGCUUAUAUAUGUUAGUAUUAAGGAUGUUAGCAGUUCAUUUCAUGUCAUGUUUUAGUCCUUGAAUCAAGCUUCCUCAGGGCUUUGACUAGUGUUUCUGCCUUGUAUAGCUACGUCUGUCUCACUGGAUGGGACUGUUCCAGAUAUGGAAAGCAAGCAGUGUUAUUUUUCUAUCACAACAAAAAAUCCACUUUAAACAAACAAAAACCCUGUAACACUGCACAUUGAGUAGUAGAAGCCUUUUGAAAAUCACAUAAAAGCUGUAACACUUUAAUUUCAUGUUACUUGUCAGCCAGUUAAAGUAUAUCAUGUACAGGCCAUGCCUUAUCUAUAUGCAUUGCAGUUUCAUUUUAAAAAUGCCUUUGUAUGAUUUGAUUACAUGUAUGUUUAAACUUCACACAGUACAUGCCAUCACCAUGGUCCGUGACACACAUUUGGAAAGAAGGCUGCAGCAUUUCCAGACAAUGCUUCCACUUAUGGUGGUCUCAAGUCACACAUAACACUGUGUAUUUAAAAGCUGCUGGUAAAACAGGCCCAAGCGCAGAGGUUACAAGCACCCUUUGUCUCUUCCAAACAGGCUAGAGAAUAAAUUAGCCACAUGGCUGCAUUUUCCAGAGGUAGAGGCUGAAUUUACUGAUUGCUCCAAAGGUCUGAAAACCACAUCACUUACCCCAGUUGAUAAAUAUAGGGUUAGGCACCCACAGGUGAAACAGGGGAGGUCUUUGCUUGAUCACUUUCCCAAGCACUGAGGAUAGCUCAGGUUUUCAGGAAUGGUUUUUGGUGGUGGUUUUAUUUUUUCCUUGCUAUUGGAUCUGACUAAAUUCAAUGUAGGAUAGGACCACGGGGAUGAGACUUCUGUGUGCUUGCAGUAUUCAUGUACACUGUUUACACACUUAAUGGAUGUUCUUUUUAAUCUUUCCUCCUGUUCAGGGAGACCCUAGAACUGCUUUGGGUGGAACCACGAAGGUGGUCCCCAGUAGAUGCCUCUCAGCAUCCUGGGGCAUUGACAUCUCUUCAGUCAACCUCACGCACACAUAUGCAUGGCCAUUGCCAAGGGAGUGAGUACUUUGGCUUCCUUCAUGCUACAGCCUGUGUAACAGUGGGUUGCAGUGUGGGGAAUGACCCAAGGACUGCAGUAAGCAUAAAAAGGCAUUUUGCAGCCAGCAGGUCACUGGGGGACAGUGUGGGUCUCCCAUGAGCUAGGUGCUUCCUAGUGCAUCCCUACAAGGAAUCAUGGCUAGUGGGGCUGCAUGGCUCAGGGCCACCUCAGCUGGUGCGCUGCCCUCUCCCUGCCAAACAGACCUCAUUCUUUACAGCAAGUGGAUUUAAACUUGUGAUGCCUGGAUCCCUGGCUGAGGGGUAGUCACACCUUGACCUGGUUUGAAAGGAAUUAAAAAAAGCAGGUUCACUUGUGCUGUGCAACAUUCUGCCUGUGUAAAGGGAUCCCUAUAGUGGUCGGAAACAAGUUAGACACCCACAGGUUAGGUUUGGGGGACAGAAACUGAGCCUUGCUGCCCAGGGGAGUGCUGGAAGAGCUAAUGCAGCAGUACUUGCAAAGCAAGUUUUGGCACCUUUGUCCAAGGAGCUCAAAGAGUUGCUGUGAGCCUGUUGAACAUGGUGGGGUGGA
Molecule: messenger RNA, 6601 nt
Organism: Grus americana (Whooping crane)
Lineage: Eukaryota; Metazoa; Chordata; Aves; Gruiformes; Gruidae
Gene: TBX1
Product: T-box transcription factor 1
Exons: 9
Coding region: 579-2108 (509 amino acids)
Biological process (GO): regulation of transcription by RNA polymerase II; positive regulation of DNA-templated transcription; cell fate specification
Cellular component (GO): nucleus
Molecular function (GO): RNA polymerase II cis-regulatory region sequence-specific DNA binding; DNA-binding transcription factor activity, RNA polymerase II-specific
Source: RefSeq, a predicted model, not a curated record